Molecule: messenger RNA, 225 nt
Organism: Adineta steineri
Lineage: Eukaryota; Metazoa; Rotifera; Eurotatoria; Adinetida; Adinetidae
Source: the annotation of a GenBank genome assembly
AUGCGCUGGACAAUAGUUAUCGUCGCAAUAUUCGCACUUGUUGCAAUGGUUACCUCUAAUGUCGUAUACGAUAAAGAGAUGGAAGAGAUGAAUCCAUGGGGAGCCAAUAUGAAUCCAAAUGGAGUACAAGUGGUGGCGGAUUCUACAAAUGGUCCAACAAUUAACAAGCGUUGGUGGCAUGAUUGGCGUCGUGAUAGACAUGAAGAAGAGCAUCGUUGGUGGUAA